CAAGUUUAUGUUACAUUAUUUUUUCUAAAAUCAACCAAGAUAAUGGACACUGUAACUGGAGAGUCAUCAAGUUUAGCACAACUAUGCUACCGUUUUUCUCUUGAAGAUAUUCAAUCUGCAACCAACAACUUUGAUGAUACAUUGGUCAUUGGACAUGGAGGAUUCGGAAAGGUGUACAAAGGUUGUGUUCAUACUGAUAAAACUAGCCAGGUAGUUGCAGUCAAACGGCUGGAUUCCAUGUCCAACCAAGGGGUACCUGAAUUUAGAGCUGAAAUCGAGAUGCUCUCCAAGCUGCGCCAUCGUCACUUGGUGUCUCUUAUUGGUUUUUGUGAUGAUAACAAAGAAAUGAUCCUUGUUUACGAGUACAUGCCCCAUGGAACACUAUAUGAUCAUCUACACAAAGAUCGAACUCCUUUAAGUUGGGUGCAACGUGUCAAGAUAGCCAUGGGUGCCGCACGUGGGUUGGAUUACCUCCACACAGGCACCCUACAUGGAGUUAUACAUCGUGACGUGAAGAGUUCAAAUAUCCUUUUAGAUGAGAACUGGGAAGCUAUGAUUUCGGAUUUUGGGUUGUCCAAAAUAGGCUCGACCAAUCAAUUGGUUUCUUAUGUUGAUGCGAGUGUCAAAGGCACAUUUGGGUAUCUUGAUCCGGAGUAUUUCUAUACUAAUAAAUUAACUAGGAAAACAGAUGUGUAUGCAUUUGGGGUUGUGUUGUUUGAAUUGCUGUCUGGAAGGCUUCCAGUAGAUGAACGCAAUGUUGAGGAGGAAUAUAGCUUGGUAAGGUGGGCUCAAAAAUGUGUAAGAGAAAGAAAAAUAGAUCAAAUGGUUGAUUCUAAUAUCAAGGGAACAAUUUCUACCAAGUGUUUAAGACGGUUCACUAAAAUUGCAUAUCGUUGUGUGCACGGUGCUCCGAAAGAACGGCCUACCAUGACUGAGGUUGUGGCCUCACUUCAGGCUUUACUGGAACUACCAGAUAAAUCUAACCAUUCUGAGGAGGCAUCAGGCAUAAUGGGGUUCACCUGGAAGAUGCAUAAGUAUAUUGUUUCCACAACAAAACCAAACUCAGGUCCCCGGAAUUUGCUUUGCGCCCCCAAAAUGGUUGAGUCGCCCCUAAUAUUAGAACAAAGUAGAACAAGUUCCCCACAGAGCCUCAACUACAAGAUAGAACAGCAUGAAAAAUUAGUGACCAGAGACAUAAAAAUGUUCACAUACGAUGAACUGAAACUCGCUACGAGGAACUUUGGAAAUGAUGCAUUCUUGGUUGAGGGGAGUUAUGGAAAGGUUUAUAAAGGUUGGCUCAAUAAAACGACAUAUUCCCCAUGUAAGGAUGAUGCUGAACUUCCCAUUGCCGUUAAGAAACUCCAUCGCUACACACUUUUUGAUCUUGAACUGUUGAAAGAAUUUCAUCAUCCCAACCUUGUUAAGUUCUUAGGAUACUGCUUGGAAGGUGAACGACUCUUCCUUGUGCACGAAUUUAUGCGUAACGGAAACUUUAAGGAUCUCCUUCAUAGCGGAGCUAUAGCACGACUUCCGUUAGCUACAAAGGUGAAAAUUCUAGUAGGAAUUGCCCGAGGGAUUGUUUUCUUGCAGAAGCCACAGUUCAACAAAACUUGUUUUGCAAUUAGUGAGUCCGAGCUAUACAGGCAUAAGAUAUUGUUGGAUGAGGAUUUUACAGCAAAGCUUUCAGUAAAUGGUAAAUAUGCCGCUCCAGAUAAUGAUGGGCUGGAACUAGUGCUGCAGAGCAACCUCUCGGGUUAUGAAGUGGUAUUCAUAGAGAUCCUAACAGGGGAACGAAUCUUUUAUUUGAAUAAAUUACUGAAGAUAGAUCGUUUAUUCCGUGAAUGUGGAAAGGAUACCUUGAGUCACAUUGCACAGUUCUGUUAUAAAAUAUGCGAUGAAGUGGAUUCAGAAUCAAAGAUGCUGAAAAUGUUGAAGGAGCAUGACAAGUUGAUACAAAGGAGAUUGAAGAACUGGUUGAGUGAUCCAGACAACUAGGACUGUUUUUUUCUUUUCAUUUAAAUAGAAGGACGACACAUUUAGAUUUUUAGACGCCCUAGGUUGAUCUAUUCAAAUAUUAUAAAUGAUUCAUUUAAGCGGAUUAGGUGUUC
Helianthus annuus (common sunflower) is the source of this 2108-nucleotide messenger RNA. Its product is annotated as putative receptor-like protein kinase At5g39000. Gene Ontology annotation, biological process: protein autophosphorylation. Gene Ontology annotation, cellular component: plasmodesma; plasma membrane. Gene Ontology annotation, molecular function: ATP binding; transmembrane receptor protein tyrosine kinase activity. The record is from RefSeq and is a predicted model, not a curated record. The transcript has 5 exons. Bases 43 to 1995 code for a protein of 650 amino acids. Lineage: Eukaryota; Viridiplantae; Streptophyta; Magnoliopsida; Asterales; Asteraceae.